AUGGCCGCGGCGGCCACGGCACUGGCAGUGGGAGGGGGGCUGCUGCUGGCCGCCUGGCGCUGGCUGCGGGGCUCGGCCCGCGCCGAGGCCGGGCCCGUGUCCUGGACCUCAAUGCGGGGCAAGACCGUGAUCAUCACGGGGGCCAACAGCGGGCUCGGCCGGGCGGCGGCGGCCGAGCUGCUGCGGAUGCGGGCCCGCGUCAUCAUGGGCUGCCGCGACCGGGCACGGGCCGAGCGGGCGGCCCGCGAGAUCCGGGCCGAGGUGGGCGAGCGGGAGGAGGCCGAGGGCGGCGGCGAGCUGGUGGUCCGGGAGCUGGACCUGGCCUCUCUUCGCUCCGUCCGCGCCUUCUGCCACCGCGUCCUCCAGGAAGAGCCAAGGCUGGAUGUUCUGAUAAAUAAUGCAGGGAUAUUCCAGUGUCCGUACAUGAAGACAGAGGAUGGUUUUGAAAUGCAAUUUGGUGUAAACCACUUGGGUCACUUCUUGCUCACCAACCUUCUUCUGGGCCUCCUCAAAAAUUCUGCUCCGAGCAGGAUUGUGGUAGUAUCCUCAAAGCUUUACAAAUAUGGCGAGAUCAACUUUGAAGACUUGAACAGUGAAAUAAGUUACAAUAAAAGCUUUUGUUACAGUCGGAGUAAACUGGCAAACAUAUUAUUUGCAAGGGAGUUGGCCCGUCGGUUGGAAGGGACGGGAGUCACCGUCAAUUCGCUCCAUCCUGGGAUUGUCAGAACAAAUCUAGGCAGAUACGUGAAUAUUCCUUUUAUGGCAAAACCUCUGUUCAACUUGGUGUCAUGGGCUUUCUUCAAAACACCUCUGGAAGGAGCCCAGACUUCUAUUUAUUUGGCCUCUUCUCCUGAAGUCGAAGGUGUGUCGGGAAAGUAUUUUGGGGACUGCAAAGAGGAGGAACUCCUGCCCAAAGCCAUGGAUGACUUGGUUGCGAGAAAGUUGUGGGAUAUUAGUGAAGUGAUGGUUGGGUUAUUGAAAUAAGUGCCAGGGGCUGUCUGCUCAAAGAAUGCAGGUAGCUGCAACAAAUACUUGCUGUGAUGUAAUUCUCACUGUAAGUGCUGUGGGAAUAUGGAUUGCUUUGCUCAGUAAGUAUUAACUAAAGGAGUGAUUUUAUGCUGAAACUGUUUUAAAAUAAAGGACAAUCUUUACUUGAUAGGCACAGGCAUUCAGAAAAAGUCUGAUACAAGAGUUUGAGGGUGUGAAUAUAUUUGCUGCUGAAAUCUGUUUGGAAACUCAUGUUUUGCAAAUAAAAAUAAAACUGUGUUUUGCGAUAUAUGUGCAUGUUUGUCAUGUUCCACUACUUGUAGUUGAGCUGGACAAUGCAGGGUAGUGAUGGUGAAAUACCUCUGUGGAAAGUUUUUUUAAAAUCAAUCCUGAUAAUUAUAGGAUUGUUUUCUUUUUUUGAGCCAUACAAUGAAAAAUGGAAUAAACAGGUUUAUGUGUAUUUUAGAUUGGAAUCAUUUUAGGCCUCUGAGUGCCAUCGGAAGAUGUGUUUUCAGCCUCAUGGUUUAGUGAACAAAACUUGAGCCAUAUGCAGUUUAGCUGCAAAGCACAAAUCAACUUUUUUAGUGAUGUGGCUACUAUUCAAUGAGUAUAUAUAUACACUUGGCUGUGAAAGCUGUGUUUUUAUUUCCCUGUGUGCUGAACUUGCCAUUUUUUGACAUGCAGACAGCUUGGUUUUCACAAAAAAUGAAGUUGAAAGAUGUAUUAUGGUUUUGAUAGGGCUUUGCAUGUCACAAAUUGUGUGCAUAUAAAGCUCCGAAGACCUGACCCAGAUUAGACCAAAUAAAGUAUGGUUUUCAGUGGGUGUUUGGCUUGACUGAUGGCACUUUAACUCGGUAAUGAGAUUAGAUAAGUUUGUCUAAUAUAUCUUACUGAAUAUUCUUUAAUAAAUAUAU
Messenger RNA from Calypte anna (Anna's hummingbird), 1901 nucleotides. RefSeq names its product retinol dehydrogenase 14 (gene RDH14). Lineage: Eukaryota; Metazoa; Chordata; Aves; Apodiformes; Trochilidae. The record is from RefSeq and is a predicted model, not a curated record. The transcript has 2 exons. The coding region runs from base 1 to 984 and encodes 327 amino acids.